AUGAUUGGCGUGGUGGUAGUAGGCGUUGGCAUCGCUGGUUCUGUGAGGAUCCGAGAUCUUCUUAAGCCAUUGCAAUCUAGUCCAUCAGAAAACCUGAAAAUUGUCGGUUUUGUUUCAAGGAGAGACCUUGGUGAGCAUAAUGGUGUGAAGCAAAUCUGCCUGGAGGAGGCGCUAAGGAGCAGUGAGGUUGAUGCUGCUUUCAUUUGCACGGACAAUCAAAACCAUGAGGAAAGUGUAAGGCGCUUCCUUGAAGCAGGCAAACAUGUUCUUGUUGAGUACCCAAUGGUUCUCUCUGCGCAUGCUGCACAUGAAUUGUGGCAAAUGGCAGAAGAAAAAGGUAAAGUCUUACAUGUUGAACACAUUGAGCUCCUUACAGAGGAAUACAGGGCACUGAAAAAAGAAGUGGAUGGGAGGACACUUGAGAAAGGAGUCCUCCAUUUCACAGGUGGACCUCUACAUAAGCAGCGCUCAGGAUUCACUGCAUUUAGUGGCAUAGCUCGGGUGACCUGGCUGGUUGACCUUUUUGGAGAGUUGACUGUUACCUCUGCUACCCAGGAAGAGAAUCCAGGAGAAGAUUACUCCAAGCUGACUGCACACUUUGUUACAGCAAAUAAUAAGCCAGUAACCUGGAUUGAAGAAAGAGCCCCUGGCAUGAAACGAGAGAAAAAAGUCAACUUUACAUUUACAAACGGAGUUCUAGAUAGUUUGCCUCCAGCUAGAAGAGGGUCUGUUGGGCCAUUUAUGCAGGAUCAGAACCUUUUUGCACAAAAGCUGUUGGGCCAAGUGCCUAAAGAAGAACUGGCAGCUGAGAAGAAACGCAUUCUGUAUUGCAUUGACUUAGCUGAGAAGAUAAAGCAAUAUUGUGAGCACUGA
Staurois parvus is the source of this 873-nucleotide messenger RNA. The record is from the annotation of a GenBank genome assembly. Lineage: Eukaryota; Metazoa; Chordata; Amphibia; Anura; Ranidae.